UAUAACGACUCAAAUAUUCAUGUUCUCGUGUCUACUAGGUAGACUGGCGCGAAUGCCGUAUUUUAUUGGACAACGGCAGAAGCUGGAGUAGUUCGAAACAGUUCUCUUUCCGCCGGUCCGCCGCAUUGCAACCUUUACGACAUCAUCUCAUCCUUCGAUUAUGAGAGUACCCCAUGAGGAAGCCGUCUCUUUCACUGCGUAAACGAUGGAUAGAUGUUAGGGUGUCGAGUCUUUAUCAUGAGCGAACCUGGAUUGCGCUCGGACUGUUCACGAAUUCUUUGAUGUUGUUGUGGGCUCUUUGUGAUACAUAUGUUCGUGCGAGGAAUAUCUCCGACGCCAGCUGCGCCUAUGAACUCAAAAUAUGUCGCGACGCUUCCGAUCGCUGUUACCCAAGAGGAACUUGCCCUCAUUCCAACCGAUGUUCAAAUAUCGGCUUCAAUAUCACGGUCUAUAUCUUUCUUUACAGCUUUCACUGCAGGCUACGUCCUAUUGAUAUAAUGACUGACUAUCGUUCUAGGGUCUGUCAUGCAAUAAAAUUAUUUGGUGACGGUUUGGACUACCACAAUAGUCACACUCAUCAAUCCUCGCCUUGCAGAAAGCUGGAUGUAUCGCGCACAGCAGUUGGGAUACAGCUACGGAACAUUCUUAUCUUGGUAAGGCACCGACUUUGCUCACAAGACACCCCUCUAGGCCUUGAUUGGAGACUGCUUAUAUCCGACAUUCCUCAUACAAUUACUGGCAUAAAACUUGUGACAUGGCUUGUCCAAUAAUAUAACACUCCUGUGAGCGAGAAAAACCGAACACCUA
Molecule: messenger RNA, 807 nt
Organism: Desarmillaria tabescens
Lineage: Eukaryota; Fungi; Basidiomycota; Agaricomycetes; Agaricales; Physalacriaceae
Exons: 5
Coding region: 174-770 (198 amino acids)
Source: RefSeq, a predicted model, not a curated record